AAAGAAAUGAUGUCCAGUAUUUAGAUUUUCCUAAAACGGCGAAUAUCAAGCCCACAGUCUACGUUGUUACGUAUCUCGUACUGAAUGGCUGUGAGAAAUUUAUCAGCUGCUCUGCAGGAAAUAGCCGAAAGGGAACUAUUUGAGACUCCUGAAAAACUAAAUGAUGGUUUGGUGUACAUUCGUGAUUGGUUGCAGAAGCAACCGCAUUUAAACGCAAGAACUGAUGACCAAUUCUUAACAACAUUUCUACGAGGAUGCAAGUUUAGCUUACACCGUACCCAGGAAAAACUCGAUUACUAUUACACAUCCAAAACCAUAUUAACUGAGCUCUACUCGAAUAGAGAUCCAUACGAUCCAGAAAUCCAGGAACUACUAAAAGCUGGGGUUAUUCUACCUUUGCCUAAUACGCUUACUGAAAGUACACCCAGAAUAAUACUACUCCAUCUGACGGGUAUGAAUCCAGAUAAAGUUUCUUUUCUUCAAUUUCAAAAGCUACAGCUAAUGAUAUAUGAAAUCUUGUUACAAGAAGAUGAUCGAAUUGUUACUGCUGGGGUCGACAUAUGGACGGAAUUAAAAAAUACUAACCACGGCUAUGCGACGCAGAUAACACCAACAUCUUUAAAGAAGUUUAACUCCGUGUUACACAGAGGGUACCCAAUACGAAUGAAGAGCGUCUACUGCACAAAUUGUCCCCCUAUAGCCGAAAGUCUAUUUAACUUGAUGAAGUCCAUAUUGAACGAAAAAAUAAGAAAUAGGAUGGGGGUUUUUAGUGGUUCGGAUGAAUUUUACAAGAAGCUACCCAAGAAGCUACACCCUAUUGACUUUGGAGGGGAAAAUGGAAAACUUAGCGAGCUACAAGAAUUUUGGAAGGGAAAGGUGGAAAGUUACCGCGAUUGGUUUUUAGAGGAUACACAAUAUGGCACAAAGGAAGAAUUGAGGGUGGGAAUACCUAAAACGUCCGCUACUCUUUUUGGCGUAGAAGGAACGUUUCGAAAACUCGCCGUCGAUUAAAAACGAAGAGAUGCGUGUCUGGGCGUAAUAUUUGAUUUUCAAUUUGAAAUACAAAACAACUACA
Photinus pyralis (common eastern firefly) is the source of this 1075-nucleotide messenger RNA. RefSeq names its product retinol-binding protein pinta-like. The coding region runs from base 85 to 1011 and encodes 308 amino acids. NCBI's taxonomy places the organism in Eukaryota, Metazoa, Arthropoda, Insecta, Coleoptera, Lampyridae. The record is from RefSeq and is a predicted model, not a curated record. Gene Ontology annotation, molecular function: phosphatidylinositol bisphosphate binding. Gene Ontology annotation, cellular component: membrane. The transcript has 6 exons.